Molecule: messenger RNA, 462 nt
Organism: Linum tenue
Lineage: Eukaryota; Viridiplantae; Streptophyta; Magnoliopsida; Malpighiales; Linaceae
Source: the annotation of a GenBank genome assembly
GCACAAUUCAUAUUUCUGAUUAUUAAUAUCGUUGUUGUUGUUAUUAUAAUUAUGCCUAUCUUCUCUUUGUUCCAUAACUGCGGAAUCCUUGAAACCAUUUUUCCUCAACUUAUACUUGUCGAAGUUUUGCAGGUGACGAAAGGAAUGACGUUUUGCAGAUGCAUCCAGUGGAUGUAGCAGGGCUCAGCAAAUUACAUGGAGAGCAAAGCUGUCACUGAUGCCAAGAGUUUGGUGGACGAGCUAUAUCUGCAGUUGUGUACACAGACCAGCUUAUUGUCAUGUCUCCUUCUGGUAUCCCAACAGAACAAAUGGUUCCACAAGAUAUGUGCGUUAUGUGGUCACAAGGGUUCGUGUUGUCAAGUUCUAGCCACAAAUCCAAUUCGCAUCCCCCACAGCGCGCACCUGCAAAGUGUACUGAUUCUGCUUCUCUGUUUAUGAAGGUGGAUUAUCCAUCUGACUCUG